Racocetra fulgida is the source of this 1265-nucleotide messenger RNA. NCBI's taxonomy places the organism in Eukaryota, Fungi, Glomeromycota, Glomeromycetes, Diversisporales, Gigasporaceae. The record is from the annotation of a GenBank genome assembly.
AAAGUACAAUUAAUUCGUCUUCUGAGGAGAAUACAAUAACAGAAAAUACAAUUAAUACGUCUUCGGAAACACCACUAACAGAAGAUGAGAAGAUUAACAUAAAAUACUGUCAAGAAAAAACAUGUAAAUUCCUGUUUCCAUAUAUUCACCUAGAACAAGAGACUCGUGCCAACAUUCACACUCGCCUUUACACACAAUUAGCACGAUCUUUAAAUCGUACAUUAGUCAUAUCAAACGUUGGAAAUUCAAGAGUUGGAGCGUGUAAAUUAUAUUCAUUCGACUUCUAUUAUGAUUUAAAAGCAUUCCAAAAAGACUAUCCAGAUAUUCGAUUUAUAACUCAAGAUAAAUUUCUGGAAUGGAUAAAAGAAAGAAAAAUCAAACCAAUUGCGCAACAUUCACAGAUGAUACAAGAUGAUUUUAAUAAAUCUUUUAAGUCUCCAAAAAAAAUGACUAUAGGAGUCAACGAAAGUACUAAACUUGGAAACAAAAAAAGAAAAAAAUUUUGCUUGAAUUUAUUCAAUCUAAAUAUUACGAAUUAUAAACAAUUUCAUACGGGGAUUGGUGAAUUUUAUCGAGAAGCAAUGUUGAAACUUGUUACAAACACUCUAAAAGUUUCACCGAUAACAGAAGAAUAUGAAGAAUAUGAAGUAAUAAUGAUAUUAAAUACAUCACCUGCAGAAAUAUUUCCGAGGAUUACCAAAGUAAUUCCAUAUUCAUCAUAUAUUAUUAAAGAAUCUAAAAAAAUCCUAAAAAAAUUAGAGCCUUAUAUAGCUGUUCAUUGGAGAAUGGAGCGUGGACAGCCUGAAUUAAUGCCAGAAUGUGCCAAGAAACUAGUUAAAAGAUUAAAAGAUAUUCAAAAACAAUACGGAAUAAAAAAUGUAUAUUUGGCAACUGAUUUUCCACUUAAUGGUGGUAAUCCUCAAUCACAAACAUUUCAUAAUAUUUCUAAUUUCCAUAAAGAAGCUAUUGAAAUACUUGGACUAAAUGGUAGUUUUGCAAAUAGUUCCGAUCACAUAAAAGUCAAUACGUGGAUUUCAAUGGACGUUUUCUCACAAAUUAGAGACGACCCAAAAUACGAAAAAGAAUUUAAUGGUGCUGGUAUACUUGGAAUACUUGAUAAAUUAGUUUGCGUAAAUGCAAAAUAUUUCUUAAAAGGACCGAAAGGUUGUGCUAGGAUAUCUAGCACUUUCACAAAAGUUGUCUUUACGGAAAGGCAAAAGUUGAAGGAUAAAUAUAAUUUUACUAAUAUUGUUUCUUCUUGGUGA